AUGCGACACCGUCUUCUCCGCUGGAAGCGUGCCCUGUGCGGCGUCUGCGUGCUGAGCGCAGUGCUGGACAGCCCAACCUUACUUGGGUUCGCCGCCCUCCGUCCACGCAAUGCUGGCACAAGAGUGCAAGUCCAUGCCACCAGCGGCUCAGAGGACGAAGUGUGGAAGGCCGCAUAUGAUGCGGAAAUGGACCGCAACGAGCUCCUUCAGGAGCAGCUGCGUAGCCUUGACAUAGAUGGUGCCUCGGAGAUGCCAGAGGCGUGUGCAGUGGACUGGAAAGACAGCUAUGAGAAGCUGGCUGCCUGCAACGCAGAACUGGAGGAGGCCCUGCGUAGCGGUGGAGGCCUGCAGGCAGGCGGCCGCAGCACGCAACAGGUGCAACAAGCUGCUGCGAUGAAGCCCCUGGUCUUCGAGAUACCACUACCGCAGCAGGGAACCGAGAGGUUGGAACUUGUGCGAUACUUCACCGAUGGCCGUGAGGUCGCCUUCUACAUGAUUCGAGCUUGCCUUCCGCUUGGGCUGCAGCUGACAAAGUGCAACAGCGGACCACUGAAGGGAGCCUUCUUGGUGGAGGAUGUGUUGGAAGGCGGUGCAGCCUCCAAGGGUGGCGUGGUAUUGCCAGGCGACAUCCUGCACGCAGUGACAGUCGUGAUGGAUAGGGCGAACCUGGGCAUCAAGACCGAAGACUUCGUCUCCAACAUCGUCGGUGGCCUUGGGCGAUGGAGGCAAACAAUCCUUGACACAUCCUUUAUCAACACCGUCGAAGACCUCGUGGCACAGAUGCAGUCUAACAAUGCGAUGGGCACGGAUACGGAGCUUGUCCUGGUUUUUGAACGAGACCUUUCCGAAUCCCCGCAGCCUGCCGACGCUAUGGAACCGGUCGCUUCAGACGAGUAG
Molecule: messenger RNA, 897 nt
Organism: Symbiodinium natans
Lineage: Eukaryota; Dinophyceae; Suessiales; Symbiodiniaceae
Source: the annotation of a GenBank genome assembly